AUGUCUAGCACUUACCAUAUCGUCCCACGGGAGUCUGAAGACUCAAAUUCGGCUCCUUUGUUAGCUACGCCAGAAGUAGAGCCCCAAGCAAAACUUCCAUCGACCUAUUCGAUUAAGGGUUCCACUGCCGGCGCUUGUCUACGAGCUUUUUCUACCAGUCUCGCCAUCAUAUCUUUUGCGUUCUGGGUGAAAGAUGGCCAUAGGAGCUUCAUUGCUGCCUGUGUAUUUGAUAUGUUUUUGAUUUUAUUUAAUAUCUUCCAAUUUUUCAACUUCAUCUUCUCGGAUGUUCUCAGUGUCACGGUCAAUCUCCGUAGCCGACCACAACCUGUCACUCUCGGCACUUCGAACAUGAAAUAUAGAAUCUCAAUGUACUUUGACAUUGGGUUGGCACUUAUCUUAAUGAUGUGUACGAUCAUCGGACACGAAACAAGGGACGAUGGAUACCGCGGCGCAAAAUUAUGGGUUGCAGGCGCUAUACUUGGAUACAUCGUAGUUUUUAUUCAGUUAGCUCUUGCUCUUCCACAAGUGUUUAAUAGGAAGUUAACUUUCUCCGUCGAAGUCGCUCGCGGUGCUACUUCCGAGCCUACUUCCAAAGCGAACUUCCCCGGCGAGAUCAAGCUUGGAAAAGAAGCGAGUUACCGCUUUUCUGAGGAUGAGCUGCCCAGACAAUCGACGGACACGGUGGUUUAG
Glarea lozoyensis ATCC 20868 is the source of this 690-nucleotide messenger RNA. RefSeq lists its product as uncharacterized. The transcript has 3 exons. NCBI's taxonomy places the organism in Eukaryota, Fungi, Ascomycota, Leotiomycetes, Helotiales, Helotiaceae. The record is from RefSeq and is a predicted model, not a curated record. The coding region runs from base 1 to 690 and encodes 229 amino acids.